Entamoeba invadens IP1 is the source of this 813-nucleotide messenger RNA. RefSeq names its product sphingomyelin phosphodiesterase, putative. The coding region runs from base 1 to 813 and encodes 270 amino acids. NCBI's taxonomy places the organism in Eukaryota, Evosea, Mastigamoebida, Endamoebidae. The transcript has a single exon. The record is from RefSeq and is a predicted model, not a curated record.
AUGUUGAACAUCAUGGGCGACUUAUUUUCACCAUGGUUGUCUGAACGUUCUUUGGAACUUUUUAGAAAAGGUGGAUAUUACAGUGAAUUGCUUGAACCUAACAUCCGUCUCGUUUCGAUGAACUUUGCGUAUAUGGACAUGUAUGGUGUCCACUGUGGCGAUUAUGCGACUACCGACCCAGCUGGGAUGGUCCAAUGGUUCAAUCAGACUUUACAAUUAGCACAAAAAGCGAAUGAAAAAAUAGUUAUUUUAUCACACGAGUGCAUCGGAUUGAAGAGCACUGGCAUCGUUGAUUUGGCGCCUAAGUUUAACACUGAUUUUGAUGAAUUAAUGAGAAGCUAUAGUGAUGUCAUUAUAACACAUUUGUGCGGACAUUUGCACUACGACUCGCUCAUGAUAUAUCCAACGUAUGACACAGCAUAUUACCACUGCAUUGUUAACCCCGCAAUGACUACUAAGGCAACACUGGAUCCAAGAUUUAGACUCCUUGAAUUAAACGAGAAUAGCGUUGUCGGGUGGAAACAAUACUUUUUGGAUAUCGAAAAGUGCAAUUUGGAAGGAAAAUUUGAGUGGAAAUUGGAAUAUGAAACACUUAAAGAAUAUGGUAUUGAUAAAUGGGAUACAACUCAUAUUAAAACAUUUUUGACAAAUUUGGAAAGAAAUGAAACACUUUUUAAUGUCUGGAAAAUGCACUUUGGAGAACAUGGAGGACACACUUUCAAUGGAAAUACUAAAAAAGACUUUUUGUGCGCUUCGAUGUCACUCACAGAACAAACUUUUAUUGAGUGCAUUAACAAUUACCCAAUUAAAUGA